Messenger RNA from Maniola jurtina (meadow brown), 3650 nucleotides. Its product is annotated as neuroligin-4, Y-linked-like. Lineage: Eukaryota; Metazoa; Arthropoda; Insecta; Lepidoptera; Nymphalidae. Gene Ontology annotation, molecular function: neurexin family protein binding; signaling receptor activity. Gene Ontology annotation, cellular component: postsynaptic membrane; cell surface; synapse. Bases 311 to 3508 code for a protein of 1065 amino acids. Gene Ontology annotation, biological process: neuron cell-cell adhesion; chemical synaptic transmission; presynaptic membrane assembly. The transcript has 11 exons. The record is from RefSeq and is a predicted model, not a curated record.
GUGGACGCGAGCGGACGUGUGGAGAGUGUUAAAGAACGAAAUUCAAAUUGAUAAAAUUUCGUUCUAUAAAAAUCUAUGGACAUCUCUUAACGAUAACGUUGUGAGUUGUGUAGUUUUUUUGUGUUAAGUGACUCUACAUUUUGUGUUCCAAAGAGUAAAGAAUUGUUUUAAUGUGAGCCUACGACAUGUUACGUUUGAAGUGGUUAAGUGAGACCAAAUGUUACUCCAAAGAUCCAACGCCAAACAUUUGAAGCCUGCAAUGGACGAGUCUAGUGAUAAAUCCAAAACAAAAAUGAUAACAUGACGAAAUAUGUUUCCGGAUGGACAGUUUCAUAAAGCGCGGACUAAAAACGUGGCAAUGCGUCAAAAUGAUAAAAGUAAAAAUAAUAGAAAAAACAAAUCAUAUAAUAACACACUCGUACGUUUUAAUUUAUAUUCUUUUCUAUUGAUUAUUUUUCUAUCACUAAAAACAGCUAACUCCAACACAACAAACAUGAACCAUCACAGUGAUAAAAACAGUGGUAAUUUAAAUAAACUAAAUAUAAAUAAAGUAAAUAUCAAUAGUGUACAAAAUGAUUCACCGAGUGAAGAAUACGACGAACAAGAUAGUAUUAAUUCCGGUGAAAAAUAUACAAAUGUCAAUUUUGAUAAAAAUCCUUAUUACAAUGAAGAGUUUCCUCAUAGUACUAACUUUUAUAAUCAUGAGAGAAACGGGUACAGUGACUAUGGUGAUUACAAGAGAUAUUAUUUGAACCCUUCAAACCCAGUUCCGAAGUCUAAUAUCAGAUUUAGGAUAAGCAGUAGGAUAGUACAGACUAAAUAUGGGAAAUUACAGGGGAUAGUUUUGGCAAUGGAUGAACACAGAUAUCUGAGUCCGCUGGAAGUUUUUUUAGGUGUUCCGUACGCUACGCCUCCAGUUGGGUCAAACAGAUUCAGCCCAACUCGAACGCCCUCGCCUUGGGACGGUGUUCGGGUCUCCGACCUGCCGGGGCCAUCCUGUCCUCAGAAAUUGUUGGAUCUUGAAGACGAGAGGAUUUUACUAGAAAAAAUGCCUAAGGGCAGAUUAGAUUAUUUGAAAAGACUGAUGCCUUAUCUUAAGAAUCAAAGCGAAGAUUGUCUUUACUUGAACAUUUUUGCUCCUUUGCAAAUGGAUGAAACCAAAUUAGCACUGCCAGUAUUGGUGUACAUACACGGCGACAGUUACUCGCUGAGUUCGGGCAACCCGUACGACGGCGCUGUUCUGGCGAGCUAUACCGACCUCAUUGUUGUCACGUUGAACUACAGGCUCGGAGUCUUGGGUUUCCUCAACGCGAAUCCUUCUCCACACCUAAAGGCCAGGGUUGCCAACUACGGGUUAAUGGACCAGAUAGCAGCACUACAUUGGGUGCAGCAAAACGUUGCGUUAUUCGGUGGUGACCCUACGAACAUCACCCUGAUGGGCCACGGGUCUGGUGCUGCUUGUAUCAACUUCUUGAUGAUAUCACCGACUGUCAUGCCAGGUCUUUUCCACCGCGCCAUACUCUUAUCAGGAUCAGCUUUAAGCUCAUGGGCAAUAGUCGACGACCCAGUGUACUAUUCUCUAAAACUAGCAAAACACAUGAACUGUACCAUACCCGAGGACCUCGCCAAAGACCACGAAGUAAUAGUAGACUGUCUUCGAGACGCAACAAUAGAAGAACUUUUAUCAAUAGACAUAUCUCCACCGAACUUUUUAACAGCCUUUGGACCAUCUGUGGAUGGCGUUGUUAUAAAAACAGAUUUUGCUAAGGACUUUUUAACGAUACACUCAAGUUCAGAUUUCCCUAGUUUUGGACCUCUAAAUAACAUGAACCACAAUAACUUUCAUAUAAAAAGAAGUGAUAGUGGGAGACGGUUGUUUCAAAAUAAGUACGAUUUGUUGUUCGGUGUAGUGACAUGUGAAGCACUGUGGAAGUUUUCGGCGCAUGAUGUUCAAAAUGGUAUUGAACCUGAAAAAAGAGAUCGGAUGCUGAGAACCUACGUAAGGAAUUCCUAUACAUACCACCUGAGUGAAAUAUUUUACACGAUCGUCAACGAGUACACCGAUUGGGAAAGAACGGUAGAGAACCCAAUAAACACGAGAGACGCGACCGUGUCUGCUUUAUCGGACGCCCAGUACGUGGCCCCUCUGAUGCAAAGCGGGGAUUUGCUGAGUGGAGGGCCGAAGCUUACGGCGACGGACGAGGACGCGCCCGGGAGACCUACUAAAACAUUCUUUUACGUGUUUGACUAUCAGACCAGAGACGGGUUUUAUCCGCAGAGAAUGGGAGCGGUUCACGGCGAAGAAUUACCAUACAUAUUCGGCGCACCGCUAGUGGACGGCUUUGGUCAUUUCCCGGAAAACUACACGAAGUUUGAAACUGCAUUAUCUGAGUCCAUAAUGCUCUUCGUGGCCAACUUUGCGAAGACCGGUAAUCCGAACGACAACGCUCGUCAAGAAGCGUUCCUCCCGGCGUCGAGGGAGAGGAACAAGUUCCGAGGCGUCAACUGGGAGGAGUACGACUCAACGCACCAAAAGUACUUAGAAAUAGGCAUGAAACCACGAAUGAAGAACCACUUCCGGGCGCACCAACUAUCAGUCUGGUUGCGCCUUGUACCCGAGCUUCACAGAGCCGGGAUGGAAGACGUCGCCGCGCGGCACAACCUGUUCAGAAACCACAACGAACAAGAUCUUUACGAAGGAAUCGUCAGACCGGAUCCCUUAGCACGGAAUACCGAUAACGAUCCGAUAAGGCGAAACGGCACCGCCUAUUCUGAUACAGCUCUCACCACCGUCGAUUCGAUAUUAGCUACGUGCGCGACGAUCAUACCAACUAGAGAUUUGCAGACUCUCAACGCCACGGAUAAUACUCUAGCCAAUUUGGAAGCUGCGGGCUAUGCGGCGUACUCCACAGCGUUGAGCGUAACGAUCGCUAUUGGAUGCUCCCUACUUAUCCUAAACGUCCUUAUAUUCGCAGGCGUGUACUACCAAAGGGACAAGUCCCGCUCCCGGGGAAAACAGCAACGGUUCAACGAGAAACACUUCGAAACAAUAUCAGGGAAACACUCCCAUUAUCAUAUCGACCCGAACAUCGCCCCGAGUUUAGUUGUGGACAUCGAACGGCAAAAUAGAAAGAAAAUGAUGGCCGAUACGAGCAUGUCAAAUUUGAACUUUAAGGGCCCGCUGGACGGUCCAAAAUCGCCCAGCCCGACCCUGAGUAUAGAUAAUAUGAUGUUGCCUAGUAAAUUGGGCAGUCGUAAUAGCAGCUUCAGGUUGCCAAAUGUAAGCUAUCCCCAAGUGGGGAGUUACGCAACGUUGCCCAAGAAUUUGAACCAAUUUAGUAAUUCACCGCCGAUGCACGACUUGAGACAGAAAUAUCCUCCAAACGGCUCGGCUGAUUCACCUGGGAGGGAGGACAAUUCUAGAGUCCCUCACGCGACUCUAAGAAGAGGGAAAUCCCUCCAUCCCUCCAAUCUCCCUCAGGCGGCAAUCGACGAAAUGCGAGUGUGACAUUUAAACUAAUUUAAGACUAUCUAAAAGUAUCGAAUUCGAGAAGUGUAAAUAAAUGUAUGAGAAUGUUUUUUUAGGGAUGAACGUUAUUGAUUCUCUCAGUCGCAGUAUAAUACUGUUUUUAAAUAAAUUAUCAAAUAUA